AUACUAUCUACAACACACAUCACAGGUAUAGCACAGGACAGCAAUGUUGCUCGACGAGGAUCCCGCCACGCUUGUUCAUCACACAAUUGGCAACUUCAACAUCCAACCCGACAAGCUCGCCGUCACACGCAUCAACGACUCCCUAGCCACCCUCAAACAAUCGCGAGAUCUACGUAUCCGCGAUGCAGAAACCGCUCUACGCAAACUAUCGCGCAACUUAAAGUCGCUCGAAACAAACUACGAGGAAACUGUCGCCGCGCACGACCCUGGGCGCCACGCCCAAGAAAUCCUUGAACUCGAUGCCCAAAAGUUCCGGACUGCAAAGGCAGCCUCCGACUUAGAGAUUGAGUCAGAGCGCCUUGAAGGCGAGUUAGAGAUGUUGAAAGAACGGCUUGCAGAGCUGGAGGCGCAAGGAUUGGAGGGUGACGAGACAGUUCGUCGGGAACGAGAGGCUGAUGACGCGACAAUACUCCGGCUCAAGGUGUAUCGAUCACUAGGGAUCGAUGUCGAAGCCGACGAAGCAGGAAACUAUAGCAAAGCGGUCAUCCGAAACAGUCGCAAGGGCGAUGUGCACGUUGUGAACAUUGACCCCAAGUUCUCACGCUUUUUCUAUGCAAACUACUUUUGGCAAACAAUGCAAGGAUAGGACAUGUCUAGAUGAUGGAAGGAAAGGCGUUUACGGUGCAAUUCGAUUGUCCUGUUGCUUUAAAUAUACCCCCGGUUUCACAUUUCAACGAACAAUAUAUUGAAAUCUUCUCUAA
Molecule: messenger RNA, 761 nt
Organism: Talaromyces proteolyticus
Lineage: Eukaryota; Fungi; Ascomycota; Eurotiomycetes; Eurotiales; Trichocomaceae
Product: Spc24 subunit of Ndc80-domain-containing protein
Exons: 3
Coding region: 44-646 (200 amino acids)
Source: RefSeq, a predicted model, not a curated record